AAUUUGGCGCUGAAGUCGCUUUCCCGGGGGCUAUUUCACGAAGAACGCGUUAGUUUUGCUAGAUCACCAAAAAAUAAUAAAAAUCGCGCCUGAGCCCCAAUAAAAAGGUUACACAUUAUUAAUAAUACCUCAAAUGCCUAAUUGAUAAUUACGUAACCCUAAAGGAAUCGCUUCUUGGUCUGCCGAUUGUGAAUUUCUGUGCAAAAAGUGCUUAAAGGGGCUUAGUAAAGUGAUUCAUCGACUGAUCAGGGAGCUGAAACAAUGGGGGACAAUAUAAAUCCAAAGACCCGCCUGGAGGAGAAACGCCAGUUGCCACCUCUUCUGGAGAAGAUUCUGGCCGUUGAUGUUGAGCUCACAAAACGUUUCGUGAGUUUUAUGCUGAAUUUUCUGCCAAUGAGAUCUCUGAAGACCCAUUCAAAGCUCCUUGAGAUCUCUUGUCAUGGCAUUGUUAUUCUGGUUUUAUGGUUCAUUCUCACCUGGCUGAUUGACAAUCCUGAGCUCUAUGAGAUGCAGAUAAACCUCCUUUUUGGCCUGCUAAUUGAUAUUGUAAUCAUAGCGUGUGUUAAGGCAGCCACUAGGAGACGCAGACCAACCGUCAAUGAUGAUAUCUUCAGUAUUGGUCCGGAUAAAUUCAGCUUCCCUUCCGGACAUGCUUCUAGGGCAGUCUUUAUGGCCACUUUCUUCACUAUUCUCUCUCCAGUGCCUCUAAUCUUCUGGCCUCCACUCAUCGCUUGGGCUGCAGCUGUCUGCUUGUCCAGGCUACUGAUGUACAGACAUCACAUCCUAGAUGUGAUAGCUGGUGCUCUUCUGGGCCUCGUGGAGGCCUUCAUCCUAGCUGUGGUUUGGUGUGAUGCAGAAACUUCCCUAGGGAUCAUGCAAUGGAUCUCAGACGAUAAGUACGUUGAGGGACAGACUGGAAUUUAAAUUUUUGCUUGUUCAAUAAAAUCGUAUUUUCCUUUA
Molecule: messenger RNA, 960 nt
Organism: Phlebotomus papatasi
Lineage: Eukaryota; Metazoa; Arthropoda; Insecta; Diptera; Psychodidae
Product: polyisoprenoid diphosphate/phosphate phosphohydrolase PLPP6
Exons: 4
Coding region: 262-924 (220 amino acids)
Molecular function (GO): sphingosine-1-phosphate phosphatase activity
Source: RefSeq, a predicted model, not a curated record